AGCUUGAUUGGUGAUGGCAAUCAGCAAGCGGCCUCAUAGCUGCCUGAGCACUAUGUACCCUUAUUAUUGUGCCAAAAUCAAAUUUCAAAUUUAAAACUAACUAAUCAUGGACAGCAAGGACUACGAUCACAUUAGGAAUAUGACUCUCAUGUUCUUUUUGGAUCGGCUGAUUGACAAGGGACAGCCUCGGACUCUUCACGAUUUAUCUUGCCAAUUCGGAACGAAAGGAUUUACGAAAGAAAUGAGACAAAUAGCUGGCGGGAGUCAAUCAGGUCUUCGCAAGUUUUUAUCCCAGUAUCCAUCGUUGUUUACCAUAAACGAGGAUCAAGUAAGUGUCACUUGCUACACAUCCGAAAACGAUGAUGCGAGUGGCAAAAACAAACGUGACUACGCAUUCGAAGCAGUGGAAUAUUUUCGCUCCAAAUUAGAACAAUAUGGCAAUGCUGAAGUGCCUAUUAAAAGCCUUCUUGGUCAUCGAUCUCAAGCAAGUCCAGAAAUCAGGCACAUAUCGGGGCAGCACGGUAAAGAAUUCAAAGAAUUUCUGGUGAAAUAUUCAGAUGUGUUUGUUGUCAAAGACGACUACGUCGUUUUAAAAAGUGUGCUUGAAAAUUUGAGUAAUGAUACUAGUCUGAUGAUUACAAAAGUUCCCGAAGAGGAGCAAUUAGACCCUCAACUAACAAACCAGUUAAUAAAUUUUUUUGAGAGUGUUUUGAAACACAGAGGCCCCUUACCAGUGGGUCAGUUAUUUGCUCAUCUCACCGCCUGGUUUCCGAAAGACAUGUGGUCGAAAAUGGUAAACAAUCCACAAGAUUUGUUGGCAUUUUUGAAAAUGAAUUCACAAAUAUUUCACGUGCAGUCAAACGUUGUGUCUGUUAUUGAGAGGAAGCCUGGUUCUCUUCCGGCUGUCGGUUUGUCUAACCAACACACCUCUUCCCCCACUCCCCAGGUAGCAACUUCUCAAGUACCCAUACCGCCCCCAGUGACACCAAAUGCAAUAUCUUCUACAAACUCUUCGCCCAUUCAUUCCGGUGGCCGCAGUCAAGAGAAAGGUCAGACGUUUCAGCAGAGGCUGAAAAACCAAAUCAUAAAAGCAGUCGCCGAUAAUUCGGCCAUCGACUAUAAGGACCGCAUGUUGUAUAAUUCCCCGAUAUCCUCGAACAAAGAGGCCGUAGAUAAUUCUAUCACCAAAAUGAUGAAACGUGUUAAAAUUGUGACGAAGACGAAGGAAUGCUCUGCGGUUGUUAAGUUUAUUUUUUCUCUAAAGGAUCCUAUUAUUGCUUUUGAUGGAGAAGGCGUUAAUUUAGGACCUUCAGGUCCCAUAACUUUGUUGCAAUUUUCAACCCAAGAUGAGCUUGUUUUUUUAUUUGACUUACUUUCGUGUCCUCAGUUGAUAGAAGAUGGUGGAUUGAGGGAUGUUUUAGAAUCUCAAGAUGUUUUAAAGGUUGCUCAUGACUGCAGAAAUGACAGUGGAGCCCUUUAUCAUCAGUUUGGGAUAGUUUUAGCUAAUGUUUUCGACACGCAGGCUGCCCAUGCUAUUUUACAACAACAGGAUGCUGGCAAGCCUGUUUACAAAGUAAAGAAUAUAUCUCUUAAUACAUUGUGUAGUACAUACGGUGGCCCGGUAAAUCCACGCAAAGAUCAAAUGAAAAGCUUAUAUCGGAGAGAUCAAAAGUUCUGGAGUCGCCGACCAUUGACAGAUGACAUGAUUUUCCAUGCUGCAUUUGAUGUGUUCUGUCUUUUGCCAACAGUUUAUUAUAAUAUUAAAAGCUUAUUAAGACCGGAAUCUUAUUCAAUGCUUAAUGAGUUGUGCUAUGAACAAAUAAUGAAUUAUGUUCGUCCUGAAGAAAUAAAGAAUUCUAAGAAACAAAGAAAAAUUGACAUGGAAGUUCUAGAUUUGAAACAGAAACUCAAUUCAUCUCAUACAAAGCAAGUUGUUUUGAGUAACCGUGAAAUAAGACUACUUAGGUAUCUUGACUUAAGUCCUCAAGAUCGAGCCAAAAUUGAAGGCACACCCAAAGUAGCCAAAAAGCUUGAGCGAUUACGUAGCAGAGGAACUAGUAAUGACUCUGGGUCUAUUCACUCUGGAUCUGGAAAUCCUGAAGAUGAUAAUUUCUCUGAAGACAGCAGUGUGGAUGGAAAUGGUGAUUAUGAUGAUCAUUUAAGUAGUAAAGGUGAAUAUGACAUCAGUGAGUCAAAUUAUAGUUCAUUUUCAGACCCAUUCACAUCUUAUACCUCUCCAACCCAUUCGUUAUCAAAUUAUCGUGGUACUUCCCCAGAACUCAUUAAUGGUAGUAUUGAUCAUUUCAGUAGUUUAUCCCCGGGAGGUAGUAGCUGUGGUGGAAUGAAUACUUGUACUUGUGACUGCCAUAAAAAGUACCACCCAAUGUCUCCAAAACACCCCAAACUAAUGAGUGUACAAACUUGCGCUGCAGCUUCUCAAACCUUAUCUACUGGUGAUAUUGUUAUAACAAAAGUAUUUUUUAAUGAAAGUGAGAAAUUAAAUGGAAAUGAAAAUAAUUAAACUGCAUACAGUCAUUUAGGGUAAUUUUGAACCGUGUGGUUUAACUUUGCCUCAUUUCUAAUUUUAAAAUAUAUUUUACUUCAAAAGGAAAUAGAAAGUCCAAUGCUGUAUUCUGCUAACUAGGUAAUAAUAUGUUUUCUACUUUCAUUUUGCAAAAUAAGUUGGCAACACUUUGCACAGCUAUUGGUAUAAUCCAGUAAUUAUGGACUUAUUAGAAGCUACUCUUAGAUGCUGAUUUGAAGCUGUUGAAAUCUCUCAUUCCCUACUAUAUAGUAUUCUAUACAGUACCGUAAAAUGGUCCAACUAUGAGUCACUUUUCGAUGUUUCCAAUUAAAAUUCCGUAUACAUCUUUGAUUUAGAAAUUUGAGAACAUUAGCAAUGGUAGCUAUACAUCUCAUCUUUCGAAUGAAAUGUUUAAAAAAAAUCUAAGUUGGAAAGAAGAGGAAGGGGAAUUUUUCUCCCGUCGCCCAUAGUUGUACCCCUAUCUGGUACAACUAUGGGUCACCUCAUUUUAACCCUAGAAAACACAUUGAAAACUUGAUCUGGCCUAUUGUUGUCUGAGACUACACAUUGUCCUAUGCUUCAAACUGUAUUUAAAAAAAAAAA
Messenger RNA from Uloborus diversus, 3127 nucleotides. RefSeq names its product egalitarian protein homolog. The coding region runs from base 107 to 2521 and encodes 804 amino acids. Gene Ontology annotation, biological process: nucleobase-containing compound metabolic process. Gene Ontology annotation, molecular function: 3'-5' exonuclease activity; nucleic acid binding. The transcript is spliced from 5 exons. Lineage: Eukaryota; Metazoa; Arthropoda; Arachnida; Araneae; Uloboridae. The record is from RefSeq and is a predicted model, not a curated record.